Dufourea novaeangliae is the source of this 1676-nucleotide messenger RNA. Its product is annotated as BRCA1-associated protein. Gene Ontology annotation, molecular function: nucleic acid binding; ubiquitin protein ligase activity; zinc ion binding. The coding region runs from base 12 to 1676 and encodes 554 amino acids. The record is from RefSeq and is a predicted model, not a curated record. Gene Ontology annotation, cellular component: cytoplasm. The transcript is spliced from 6 exons. Gene Ontology annotation, biological process: protein ubiquitination; Ras protein signal transduction. Lineage: Eukaryota; Metazoa; Arthropoda; Insecta; Hymenoptera; Halictidae.
UAUUCCAUGGGAUGAGUUCCUCUCCUAUUUCGGUGACUCUCUGCGUUAUUCGCGUCGAGAUCGUUGACGAGAAUUCUGAGGAAUCGAAUGGAGCAAUGGCUGCAAAGAUGAGGGGUCGCAGAGAACCAACCAAGAUAAAUAUGGAGAACUGCACAAAUCUUACAGAAAAGCCGGACUUGUUAGUUCCUUCUCAGGGAACCAGCACAUCUGGCUCUACCUCUAGAGCUAAUUCUGAAGAAGCUACUUAUGAUAAUUCAGAUAUGGCUGGUGCAAGUGCCAGUGUCUGUGAUCAAAUAAACUUCAUCUCUGGAAAUCCAUUUGUAGAAGUGACUAAAGGAAUUAUACAUUUGUACAAAGAAAACAAAUUGACAGAUAUACGCCAAGCGGCAGAACGUACUCAGACUCUUUGCAUCCUGUCUGUACCAGCUACAAUGACCUGCCAUGAUCUUCUGAGGUUUACAGCACCUUGCCAUCAAGAUAUACGACAUUUCAGAAUACUCAGAGAUGGUAGUCCUAACCAGUACAUGGCAUUAAUUACUUUCAAGUCUGCGAAUGCAGCAACAGAAUUUUAUGGUUCUUUUCAUGGUUGCCCGUAUAAUUCCUUCGAGCCAGAUGUUAUUUGCCACAUGGUGUUUGUGUACAGUGUAGAAGUAACAUAUAAUGCUAUGCCUUUGUCCGGACACACGGAACUACCACUUUGUCCGGUUUGCUUGGAGAGAAUGGAUGAGAGUGUAGAUGGAAUUUUAACAAUUCUGUGCAAUCACACGUUUCAUGCAAGUUGUUUAGCCAAAUGGGGAGACACUUCUUGUCCAGUUUGUAGAUAUGCUCAAACACCAGAAUCGCUUGCAGACAGCUACUGCAUGGAAUGCAAUAGUACCGAAAGUAACGAUGCUCUGUGGAUCUGCUUAAUAUGUGGACACAUAGGCUGUUCGCGAUAUCAUCAAGGUCAUGCCUUCCAGCACUACCGUGAAACACAACACUGUUACGCCAUGCAAUUAGGGAAUAAUAGAGUUUGGGAUUACGUAGGAGAUAAUUUCGUUCAUCGGUUGCUGCAAAACAAGGACGGGAAAAUGGUCGAAGGCGGCCCAACAGCAACUAAAGCUGAAGGCGCUGCAAUGGAAGAGAAAGUAGAUUCUGUACAAUUGGAAUUCACUUAUCUUUUAACGUCGCAACUAGAAACUCAGAGACAGUAUUUCGAAGAGAGACUUGCGCGGCUAGAGCAACACUCUGUUUUACAAACUACAGAACUUAGGGAUAAGCUAAGCCAAGUAUCGGAAGAAAGUGCUAAACUUAAGGAGGAGCUAGCUACAUUAAGUCGUGAGAAACAAAGUGUGGACAAGCGACUGCAACAAGUUAGUAAUAAAUUGGUGCAAGUUCAGGCGGAAUUGACUGAAGAGAAAGAAUUAAGAAAGGCAUUAGAAUUGAAUCAGGUCACUUGGCAGGACAAAUAUAAAACACUACAAAAUGAAAUGACCGAAUAUCAAAGCACUAAACAAGCAGAAGUCACAGAUCUGAAGGAGCAAGUACAGGAUUUAAUGUUCUACAUUGAUGCUCAAAAGAAAGUGGAAAAUUCGGAGCUAAGGGAAGAAAUAGCAUCAGGUCGCAUAAUGAUCCCGGAAACAUCGGGUACUGUUAAAAAGAACACUCGACCUUCCAAGUCUCGCAAAAAACGUUGA